GUCGCGCCCGAGGAGGACGACAAGAGCACCCGUACUCUGUUUGUGGGGAACCUGGAGGUGACCAUAACUGACGCCGACUUACGGCGCAUAUUCGAGAGGUAUGGUGUGGUGGAGGACAUCGACGUGAAGCGGCCGCCGCCCGGCAAUGGAAACGCCUACGCAUUCAUUAAGUUCCUGAACCUGGAUAUGGCGCACAGGGCGAAGGUGGAGAUGUCCGGACAGUAUAUCGGGAAGUUUCAGUGCAAGAUUGGCUACGGAAAGGCUACGCCCACCACCAGGAUAUGGGUGGGAGGUCUGGGCCCCUGGACCUCACUGUCCCACUUGGGGAAGGAGUUUGACCGGUUCGGCGCCAUUAGGAAAAUUGAUUUCGUUCGGGGAGACAAUCACGCGUACAUCCAAUACGACAGUAUAGACGCCGCACAGGCAGCCUGUGCUGACAUGAGAGGCUACCCACUGGGCGGGCCCGACAAGCGCCUCCGU
Oppiella nova is the source of this 480-nucleotide messenger RNA. NCBI's taxonomy places the organism in Eukaryota, Metazoa, Arthropoda, Arachnida, Sarcoptiformes, Oppiidae. The record is from the annotation of a GenBank genome assembly.